Messenger RNA from Sinocyclocheilus grahami, 4583 nucleotides. Its product is annotated as LIM domain only protein 7-like. Bases 279 to 4499 code for a protein of 1406 amino acids. Gene Ontology annotation, biological process: regulation of cell adhesion; regulation of signaling. NCBI's taxonomy places the organism in Eukaryota, Metazoa, Chordata, Actinopteri, Cypriniformes, Cyprinidae. The transcript is spliced from 29 exons. Gene Ontology annotation, molecular function: protein binding. The record is from RefSeq and is a predicted model, not a curated record.
CGCCUCUGCAAACACUGCGCUCGCCGCCUCUGCCUCAUCACCGAACGGGGACUUUUCUGUUCCUGCUCACUACAACACGCAUGUUUGGUGGAAGGAGAGCUGCACGAUCCAGUCGCCUGCAGGGACUUCAAGGUGUGAAAUCGAAGAGCAAUGUUUGCAACAGAUUAAAAGAGUUGUGUUGGAGGCACGCGCACUGGUAACUUAGAGGGAAACACCUUGAAAUUUAAGAGUACUUACAGGAAAUCAAUAAGCAAUUGAAACAGGGGCUAGCAGGUGUGAUGGAGUGGCGUCAGCAGUCUGCAGUCAGCUGUGAGCUGGCGUUCCAGGAGGCACAGAGAUGGCUUGAGGAAGUGACGAAAAAGCAGUUUGGAAGUAAAAGCUUUCGAGUGGCCUUAGAGGACGGGGUCCUUCUGUGCGAUCUAAUCAACACAUUGAAGCCGGGCAUCAUCAAACGAGUGAACAGACUCUCCACUCCCAUUGCAGGCUUGGACAACGUGAAUGUGUUUCUCAGGGCUUGUGAGAAACUAGGGCUUAAUGAGGCACAGCUCUUCCAUCCUGGAGACCUGCAAGAUGUGUCCACACGUGUGACUGUCAGACUUGAAGAGACAAGCAGGAGACUGAAAAAUGUUUUGAUCACUAUAUACUGGUUGGGGAGGAAGGCCCAGUCUGAUCCGUUUUACACUGGACCACAGCUGAAUCUAAAAGACUUUGAAGGUUUGCUGGGCACAGCAUUAUCGAAGGCUCUGGAGGAGUCUGUGCAGUCGAAGUCAAGUGUGAGGGACAGUGGGUACGCAGAGGGCUGGUUUUCUGACAGGGAAGAUCUGUUCAGUCUGAAGCAGUCGGGCUACAGAAGGGAGGACUCAGUCGAGAGCCUGGACUCAGUGGAGUCUCGCACACUCAGUGUGGCUUCAGACUGCACACUUAGAGCCGGCAGUGAAGGUUGCGGUAGUGACGCAGAAGCAGAACAUUGCUUCAGGAUGGCAGAAGGCAGUAAAAGUGAUGCCCCCAUCAGAGAAAGAGUGCAUGUCCCAUCUGCCCUGAGGAAGAAAAGGCAGGAAUACCAGCAGGGAGACAGAAGUUAUGCAGGCGACCUCACUAGUGAAAGUGGGAGGGGCUUAUACCGUGACCUCCCUCCUGCUUCUGCCUUCCUCCAAUGGGCAAGAAGUUACCAGAGUGACAGUGACUCUGACGCGGAUCGCCCUGAACCAGACCUUGUGCAGGACGACCUAGCGAGUCGCAGAUUCCGCUCUGUAACCUCCGUGGCCCCUGUGAACUUUGCGAUCCCUUCAAAGCCUCUAAGCCCCAAGGUGGCCUCUAUGGUGACCCCAAGUGCUAGGAAGUCAUGGCUGACCUUGUCAGAUGCCUCACGGCUGGCCGUAGUGCCACCCCAGAGAUCAAACCAGAGAGUGUUAUCCAUUCCCUCUGAAAAUGGACAGACAGACUUUGAAUUAGCCACUUUGGAGGAAGAGUUUCUUCAGCGAGCCCUAAACAAUGGCACGAGUGACUCUGAUGAGGACCGAGGAUAUGCCGAUCCUGUGUUGGAUGACCUUUACGCCCGUCGUGUGCUCGUCUCGGAGCAUCAGACCUCCGUCAAUGCCGAUUCAGACAAGUUCCUGCCCAAAUAUUGGACACCUGAGGAAGAUCUACAUGUGAAAAAGAUCAGGAUAGGGUCCCAGCGCAGGCCAUGGUAUAAGAAGAUGCAGGGCUUCAGAAGCAAAUCUAUGGGUGACAUCACACUGGAGCCCAUUCCACAGGAAUCGAACAACUGCUCCAGCUUUGACCCGCUGGGGUCACGCCAUGUUCACCUGAGGUCUGUUGGAGAGGUGACCCUUGAACCCUCAGCCAUACAGAGGGUUCAGCGGGAACAGUUACAAAGCAUCCGGGACAGAAUAAAGGAAAGUGAAGCCAAGUGGCACGAAGAUCUGAACAGGUGGAAGAGCCAGCGGCGUAGUGCAAACUUUGACCUCCACAGGAAGCGUGAGGAGAGGGAGCAGAUUAAACUUAUUACCAAUGGGGGAGGGACCAGUGCCAUCAGGACUGCACAGCUCACCGGUGUGCCAGAGGAGAGCUCCAACAUGCCUGGACCCAUGAGUGAUGCGGGCUCCAGUGUCAGCAGUACUGGGUGGUCCACCGCCUUGGCUUCACCCCUCACAAACGGGACAUCUCCUGCUCUGACCAAAGGCACUGGUGCAGAGACGACUGACUCAGCUGGUGAAUUCUUCACCCCUCCAGCAGCUGUUGUCUCUGAACCGAGUUCACUGACCAGCCUGGCUACUGGGGAUCCAGAACACUAUGAGCAGCAGGGUCCAGACUUCAGCCACCGCGCGAUCCUCCUGGAGAGCUUUUAUGCAGGGGGAGCACGCAUAUCUGCCACUCUACCCAGAGGUUUCAGAAGGUCAGAAGGUUCCUCACGCCUCUCCACGGGUGUCACACCACGUCCAUUUGGAACCAAACCCUCCAAAGUGUCCUCACUGCCCAGAGCAUAUUCCAUGGAUGACUCUCAUAAAAGCCUGAUCAGUGGAAACGGAGAUAUUUCAAUCAUCCCCUCUUUCCUCAGCGGUCAAGGAAAGGGCAUAGCCUCUGUUCACACGGUCCACUCUCGUUCAAGUACUCAUCCAAUCAACCCUAAGAAGGAAGAAGAAGAGACAAGAGAUGGAAGGUCAUCAGCACCUCCCAUUAACUGUUUUGUCACUAAAGUGACAAUGGCUGCCUCUAAUAUGCAAACAACAUCUCCUGUUGUCGCCAAAAUCAGGGACAUCAAGGUGGGUCAAAGUGAAAUGCGAGUCUGCUUGAAUCAAAAGCCUAACAGUGGGAGAGACUUUGGAUUCAGGGCUCACUGGGACUCAACUGGUGCUUGUGUGAAAUCUGUUCAAGCAGGCAGCCCAGCAGAGUCAUGUGGUCUGCUGAUGGGUGAUGAGAUCGUGGAGCUGGGUGGAUGCAGGGUGGCUGAAAUGAAUUAUGAGCAGUUUAAGGGCAGUAUGGACACAGCACAGCAAAAGGGCACUUUACUGAUGGACAUCCUAAGACACGGCCAGAAUGACUGGGGCAGUGACCACCCUUCCCUACCGUACAAGAGCCGUAAGACCAUCAAUUUGACCAGUGCCAAUUCAACACUUAUAGGGCGGCCCGAGCACUAUGUCUCAAUCAGCACAACCUCUCCAGUGGAGACCGUGGGGAAGACACAGGUUAAUGGACAGCCUGCUAAUGUGAGUCAGGAUGCAUGGCAUGGAAGACUCAUGCUGUGUGUGUGCUCUGUUGUGCAAUUUAAAUGGAUAAUCUUUGUCCCACCUCUUUUACUAGGUGGCUCAGAGUCUGCCAUCUCUGAUCUGCAGGUUCCCUCCAUCAGUACCACCUCAUCCCGCUGGUCAUGGGAUCAUGAAGAGGAGAGGAGGCGGCAAGAGAAAUGGCAGAUGGAACAAGAGCGCCUCCUGCAGGAGAAUUAUCGACGUGAUCAGGAGAAGUUAGAAGAGGAGUGGAGGAGAGCUCAGCAGGAGGUCUAUGGAGAGGAGCACAGUGGUACUGAGGAGCAGAAAUGUCCUGAUGUGCUGUCCAAUGGAAAUACCACUAAUAUUCCACCUUCCUCCUUCAAUCAAUUCAUUGCUACCACUUCAGUGGCAUCCAGUCAGAAUGCAGAGAAGGUGGUAGAAACACAGAACAGACAGACCGAUGUGCAAACAGCAGCAAGACAGCAGUCACUAAAGGCAGACGUGGAGUGUGAUUCAACCACAAAGAGUCAGUGCUCAGAGGAGUCCUACGGGUUUGCCAAGCUUACAGUUUCUGACAGGACAAAGUCAAAAUCUACUCCUGCACUUCAAGGCCUUCACAAACAAGAUGCUAAAGGAAGCGGUAAAAAGAAGGGACAGCUGUCGCAGGCAGAGAAGGAACGUCUGCAGAUCCUGGAGGAGAUGAGGAAGAAGACGCAGCUCCUCACUGACAACAGUUGGAUCCGUCAGCGCAAUGCCAGCAUCAACAAAGAGCCCAUCACUGUGGGAACAUCUGUCAGGAGAUAUGAAUCUCUGGACAACCUCCACACAACUAGCUCCUGGUCCAGGCAGUCCUACACUUCAAGUAUCGCAAACAGGCCUCAUUCUUCUUUGGGAAACACUGGUACUUACAGGAGCGGACGCAGCAGCCUGAGCCCUGGUUCAGCCAUCUUCUCUACCGGUCUUAAGCAAAGCUCCAACUUUCCCACCUCACCAAUCACAACUACACCUGAGCUAUCAGGCCCUGAGUCCUGUCCAAACUCUCAGCAGCGUGGCAGGCUGGUCAGUGGCAGGCGGAUGUGCUCGAGGUGCGAGCAGCCUCUGGGGAAGGGAGCUGCCAUGGUCAUCGGUUCCCUGGAGCUCUGCUUUCACAUUGGUUGCUUCAAGUGUGUCAGCUGCAGGACUGACCUUGGGAGAGGGGCUGAGUCCGGAGCUCAGGUCAGAGUCCGACACAGACAGCUCUUCUGUAACAGCUGCUACAGCAGAAUCAGAGUCUGUUCCUCCAUCUCCAAGUGACCAGAAUGCAUUGCAACAGAUCGUAGAGGAGUGUACCACAGAAGCGGUCUCAGGAAUUACAACUAUUGGCACAACCUAACCACA